Messenger RNA from Danio rerio (zebrafish), 2175 nucleotides. NCBI's taxonomy places the organism in Eukaryota, Metazoa, Chordata, Actinopteri, Cypriniformes, Danionidae. The record is from RefSeq and is a predicted model, not a curated record.
ACCUCUUACUAUCCCUUACUGGGUCUGGUCUCUCUCCACUUUACUCCCUCUCCCUGCACAUUCCCCUCUUGACCAGCUCCUGUUCCUAGACCACGAGUCUACUCACCUACUGCACUGACACUUUCUGCUUCUCGGACCGUGAGCCCUUCUCACCAACGCCAAGAUGGAGGCCGUCAAGAAGAAGAUGAUGAUGCUGAAGCUGGAUAAGGAGAAUGCUCUGGACCAGGCUGAGCAGGCAGAGACUGACAGGAAAGCAGCAGAGGAGAGAAGCAAACAGCAUGAGGAUGAGCUGAUUCAGAUGCAGAAGAAGCUGAAGGGAACUGAAGAUGAGUUGGAUAAAUACUCAGAGGCCCUGAAGGACGCCCAGGAGAAACUGGAGAUAUCUGAGAAGAAGGCUGCGGAUGCUGAGGCAGAGGUGGCUUCUCUGAACAGGCGUAUCCAGCUGGUUGAGGAGGAGUUGGAUCGUGCUCAGGAGAGACUGGCCACAGCCCUGCAAAAGCUGGAGGAAGCCGAGAAGGCCGCAGAUGAGAGCGAGAGAGGGAUGAAGGUGAUUGAGAACAGGGCUCUGAAGGAUGAGGAGAAGAUGGAGCUGCAGGAGAUCCAGCUUAAGGAGGCCAAGCACAUUGCUGAGGAGGCUGACCGCAAAUAUGAAGAGGUGGCUCGUAAGCUGGUGAUCGUUGAGGGAGAGUUGGAGCGUACAGAGGAGAGAGCAGAGCUUGCAGAGAGCAAAUGCGCUGAGCUGGAGGAGGAGCUGAAAAAUGUCACCAACAAUCUUAAGAGUUUGGAGGCCCAGGCUGAGAAGUAUUCCCAGAAGGAGGACAAGUAUGAGGAAGAAAUCAAGAUCCUCACUGAUAAGCUGAAGGAGGCUGAGACCCGUGCAGAGUUUGCUGAGAGGUCUGUGGCCAAACUGGAGAAAACCAUUGAUGAUUUGGAAGAGAAACUGAGAGAUGCUAAAGAGGAGAACAUCAAGAUCCAUGCUACUUUGGACCAGACCCUGAGCGAGCUCAAUAGUUUCUAAAGAAGACCUGGAGCAGAAAAAAGGCCUUUUCUUCCCUUCUUGACUCCCUCAUCUCAUUUUGGUUUCUUUGUCUCUGCACAUCUGAUUCUCCCCCUUUUUUUUCUUCUCUUCUUCUGCUGGAGGAUAAGCUCACCAAGCCAACCAGCAAAAAUGUGGUGCCUCUCAAUUUUUCCAAACUACUAUUCCAAGUGAUUUGAGAAAUGAUCUACUACGAUACUCCUCAAGAGUCAAAUGUUGACCUCGGGGAGCCUUUUUUGGUAUUGCUCCAUGAUCAGAGCUUUACGAGCUAGUGUUUUUUCUGCAUAUCAGCCCAAACUCUCAAUGAUAAUUUUACUGGAGGCUGAUUUUUGUAAAAUUUUGUGCCAUAAAAGCCUUGUUGGCUUGUCUCUUGCUUGGCUUUAGAUCAUUCUCAAGCCAUUUUUUUCCUGCUGUUGCUCUGACACAGGUUGUUUUUGCUGGUCUUGUUGGUGCCUGAUCCACUGCUAUCCUUUUCACACCUCUUUUUUUUUUUUCUUCAUCCUGCACAAGUUUCUGCUGCCUGUUAGUCGGCAUCACCGGUUUUGGGACCAAAACCACAUCAUGUGGUCUGUAACAGUAUGCACAACCAUGCCGUGAGGACCAAAUUUGUUUUAUUAUUGUUAUUAUUAUUAAAAGCCUUUGCUUCCAUUCGGAGUUUGUUUUUUUGAGUAAUAUAUGUAUUCAUUGUUUGGGUCGAAUCCCCUUGCUUUUUUAACACAAAUGUUUUGCAAACCACUAUUUGAAAUGGUGCACUGUUAUGGGCUUAUGGUGAGCAGAUGAGGCCAAGUCAUGGUUUCUUCAUUAUAAUUUUCUUUUCAUUUGCUUUAAAGAGCCAUAUUCUACCCAGGGAAGAAAGGUUGAAGUUGUUUUGUUUUUUUACCGUGAGUUCAAAGCAGUGGCACUGCCAGAUUUAAAAGGUUCAAAAGCCGUGCAGAUCUAAAAUAUGUAUUAUGAACACAGUAAUGGGAGCGAAUUGUAACACUUAAUAGUAUACAAAUUUAAGAAACAGGGGUGAACACAUAGUUUUAACUGGAAAAAGCCCACAAUGAUGUGUAAUCACUUUGUUACUGUCUGUAUCUUGUGUAAUGAUACCUAAAUUCUUUUUUUAAAUAAAAACCAUGAUUUUUACUGUCACUGAA